UACAUGAGAAAGAAGGACAACAGAAGGGGCAUCCGGUUCACGCUGCUCGUGACAGGACCCCAAGGAACCGGGAAGACGUCGUUUGUGAACUCGUUGCUCGACCAGAACAUCCUGCCGCACAGGUUCGAGACGAAGUCGGACAAGACGAUUCCGAAGACAAUCACGUUCUCGAACCUGUCGGCGGUGACAGCGUCGAAGCUGGAGCAGACGUUCGACCCUUCGCUGGCAGCGCAGGAGCCCGGGAUAGCGAUCACGGAGACGUCUGUGGAGAUCAUCGACGAGGACGACUCGAAGAUCCUGUUGACGGUGAUCGACACGCCUGGCUUUGGCGACAACCUGGACAACAGCAUCUGCAUCAGCGAGAUCUGCAACUUUUUGGAGCAGCAGUUCGACUUUGUGCUUGCGGAGGAGACCAAGGUGAGAAGAAACCCGAGGUUCGAGGACACCCGGGUGCACGUGUGUCUCUACUUCAUCGAGCCCACGGGCCACGGCUUGCGGGAGUUGGACGUGCAGACGAUGCUCAAGAUGUCCAAGUACGUCAACAUCAUCCCGGUGAUCGGGCGGGCGGACUCGUUCACCCGGGCCGAGCUCACCAACUUCAAGAGAAACAUCAACGAGAGCAUCGAGCGGUUCAAGAUCCCCGUGUUCCAGUUCCAGGCCGAUGAGUCCGAAACAGACCCGGAGGCGAUCGAGGAAUCCCGCUACUUGUCGCAGCUGCAGCCGUUUGCCAUCGUCACCUCCGACACCGAGUCGGUCAUCGACGACAGAAAGACCCGUGUCCGGAAGUACCCUUGGGGAACAAUCGACAUCAACGACACAAGCAUAUCCGACUUCGCCAUCCUCAAGUCCGUGCUUCUCGGCUCCCAGCUCCAGGAGCUGAAGGACAUCACCCACGACUUCCUGUACGAGGCAUACAGAACAGAGAGGUUGUCCGGCGUUGCGGACUUGAAAAACGACUUCAGCGACUCAGUCAGCGGGGGGAUCAACUCCAGCGAGCCGCCUUCGAUGUCAAACUUGGCUGAGAUCGCCAAUUCGAGAUCGAUGGCCAAGUUUGACCUCCCAAAGAGACAGAUCGACGACUUGAGCACCAGUCUCUCAAAGUCGACGAUCCAGGAAGAAGGCGACGACACCCAGCACGCCGACAGCGAUGAGAUCAACGACGACGACAUGAUAAACGACGACACGUCCAAGGCCGUCAAGCGCAAGAGCAUGGACUCGGGUCUUUCCGAGUCAGCCUCGCAGUCUACUCUGGCCAAGCCUCCGGCUGCCCCAGCCACAGAGAAAAACAAGUUGCGGAAAAUCAGUGAGACCGUUCCAUACAUGUUGAGACACGAAACACUCCGCAGCAAGCAGGCCAAGCUCGAGGAGUUGGAGCGUCAGAAUGCCCAGGAACUGGCCAGACGGGCCGCCGAGCUCGAGCGCAAGGCCAGAGAGUUAAAACUACGUGAAACUACACUCCGGGAGCGUUUGAACAAGACCAGGGAGCGGGAAAACCUCUCCGAGGUUACGUCAACCCGCAACCAA
Messenger RNA from Pichia membranifaciens NRRL Y-2026, 1524 nucleotides. RefSeq lists its product as hypothetical. Lineage: Eukaryota; Fungi; Ascomycota; Pichiomycetes; Pichiales; Pichiaceae. Gene Ontology annotation, biological process: actomyosin contractile ring assembly; cellular bud neck septin ring organization; protein localization to bud neck. Gene Ontology annotation, molecular function: molecular adaptor activity; GTPase activity; GTP binding. The annotation marks the transcript as partial. Gene Ontology annotation, cellular component: cell division site; microtubule cytoskeleton; cytosol. The transcript is spliced from 2 exons. The record is from RefSeq and is a predicted model, not a curated record.